This is a messenger RNA of Liolophura sinensis, 1962 nucleotides long. RefSeq names its product neuronal acetylcholine receptor subunit alpha-7-like. Bases 29 to 1270 code for a protein of 413 amino acids. NCBI's taxonomy places the organism in Eukaryota, Metazoa, Mollusca, Polyplacophora, Chitonida, Chitonidae. Gene Ontology annotation, cellular component: membrane. Gene Ontology annotation, molecular function: transmembrane signaling receptor activity; extracellular ligand-gated monoatomic ion channel activity. Gene Ontology annotation, biological process: monoatomic ion transmembrane transport. The transcript is spliced from 5 exons. The record is from RefSeq and is a predicted model, not a curated record.
CGCCAACGAAGCCUCGUUACGGGCCGCCAUGUUUAAUGGUUACAGCGACUCCAUCCGGCCUGUCCUCGACCAGAACGACUCGGUACAGGUGCACUUUACUCUGGAGCUUCUCAACGUGGAGUCACUGGAGGUGAAAACACAGACACUGUCCUGUACCAUUUGGCUUGUUGUUAAAUGGAUGGACGAGAAAAUGAAGUGGGACCCGAGUGUGUAUGACGGAGCAGACAAGUUUUUCGUUCACAGUGGUGACGAUAACGAUAUCUGGAAGCCUGAUCUGUCCGUGUCUAACACAAUCGACACAUUCGAGAGACUUGGCAGCAGUGACGUCCCCAUUAUCAUCCAACACAACGGCCAGGUUACUAUGGAAGCGGGAAAGGUCGUCAAAACGCACUGUGAGGUCGAUAUGACGUAUUAUCCCUUCGACUCACAGCAGUGCGAGAUUAUCAUCGGUGCCUGGGUAUACACGACGCACGAGGUCAACAUGACAACGGAAGGCGUGAACGUCGACAAUUACCGUCCGAACGGCGAGUGGGAGAUUUCAUCUAUUCAUGGCGAACGUCACGAUAUGACGUUCGACACCGAACCUCAGUCCGUCCUCUGGUACACGCUGAAGUUCAGACGACGUCGUCCGUUCUUCACGAUGCAUAUCAUUCUGCCUAUGUUGUUUCUCAGUGUUCUCAACAUCAUUGUCUUCGUCCUUCCACCGGAUGCCGGAGAGAAGAUGUCCCUAGCCAUCACGAACCUGCUGUCCUUCGCUGUUUUCCUCACCCUCUUCAGCGAUCAUAUGCCCCACAGUUCCCGACAUACUCCCAUCAUUAGCGUGUAUCUGGCCACAACAUUCAUCAUCAGCGUGUUUUCCGUCGUGUUUGCCACACUUGUGCUGCGUCUGCACUUUCACGAGGGUCCAGUCCCACGCUACCUGAGAACGCUUUACUGCGGCUAUUUAUCAAAGAUCCUGUGUUCACGAAACAGUUCGUGUCCGGCUUGCAAUCAUAAGGAACGUCACGUUCAAGAAGAAAAAUGGGUUCCAGAAACUCCAACAGAAGACAGACGACCCGAGGCAAAUUUGGCGUGGACAGUCGCGAAAGCUGACGAGAGUCCGUCGUCUGGUCAAACAAAUCUCGCAGCCAGCGGACGACAGGCUAUAGAUCAUGUGAUCACGUGGAGAACGAUUGCUCAGAUCACAGAUUGGAUGGCGUUCUUGAUGUUUCUCAUGGCGACGCUGACAGUGGGCGCUAUCGUUGUGAUAAGACUAGUGACCGGAGAAUGAAAUAGCGCUUGACGUCAGUUGACCAAUGGGAAGCUGACGUCUCUGAUUUAGUUGCACGUCAAGAAUCUUUUAUUAAAUUGACCAGUGCUAUAAUCAAGAUGGCCUCAUUACGUUAUCACAAUCCUUUGUACUUUAUUAUUGAUAAGAAUUCGACGCUCGAAUUAUUUGCUAUCAAACUAAAUGGGAGUGACCACAAAAUGUACAGCCGUUCACAACUGGUGAAGAAAUAGGAGGAUAGUCUUAUAUUCUUGUGCAUAAUCUCGCAUUUUCGUGAAUAAUCUCAUAUUUCCCCUAAUAAUCUCGUAUUCUCGUCACUAAUCUCGUAUUCUCGUAACUAAUUUCGUAUUUUCCUGAACAGUCUAGUGUUCUCGUGAAUAAUCUUAAACUUAAACACUAACCUUGUAUAUAGAAAACUAGUAGUUUGUGUGAUAAAUUGUAUUUGAUAAGUGGGUUACCCCAAUUUACUUCAUAUGGGAACGAAAGUUAUGGUAUUUAAUCUUCUCUGGAAAAUAACUACGCUAUCUACAUUGACAUAUCCGCCUGAAAGUAAGCCAUGAUUAAUAUCGAUACUCACCGAUCCAUACUUAGUAGAAGUGUGAUAAUUGCACAUUGUGACACAUAACUUAAACUUGUUUAAGAGAUCUUGGUUAUUUAAGCUAAUGUAGUAACAAUAAUAUUUAUCGUUUAUAUAA